Molecule: messenger RNA, 399 nt
Organism: Vicia faba (fava bean)
Lineage: Eukaryota; Viridiplantae; Streptophyta; Magnoliopsida; Fabales; Fabaceae
Source: the annotation of a GenBank genome assembly
AUGUUUGAUAAUAUUUGCACGAUAGCUUUGGGAUUCGAACCAAAGUUUCUCCUCCCUUCUUUUCACGAAAUACUGUUUGCAACAACCUUUGAUAAAGGAACACGACUCAGCAGCCAGAGGUUAACCGUAGUAACUCCAUUGAUAUGGAAAGUGAACAAAUUCCUUAACAUCGGAACAAAGCGACGACUAAAAGUAGUAGUUGCAGAAGUAAGAGGACUCACCAGAAAAUUUUUUAGGGCUAAGAAAAGAGAGCUUGAAGAAAAAAUAGUAUUGUUGGAAUCUGUGAAUCUUUUAUCGAAUUUCAUAAACUCUAGUCAUUUAGAUGAAUCUUUUGUUAUUGAAAUUGUAAUAAGCUUUAUCAUUGCUUGGAGAGAUACAACUUCAGUAACACUCACAUAG